This is a messenger RNA of Mizuhopecten yessoensis (Yesso scallop), 609 nucleotides long. Its product is annotated as transient receptor potential cation channel subfamily M member 5-like. Gene Ontology annotation, biological process: calcium ion transmembrane transport. The annotation marks the transcript as partial. Lineage: Eukaryota; Metazoa; Mollusca; Bivalvia; Pectinida; Pectinidae. Gene Ontology annotation, molecular function: ligand-gated calcium channel activity. The transcript has 5 exons. The record is from RefSeq and is a predicted model, not a curated record.
UAUUAUUGUAGGGUUCCGGAAAAGCUGCUGACGUAUUGGUUUUAGCUUGUGAAUGUGCAGGGAAAGAGAAAGCAGAGAGAUUAAGAUGGGAAAUGGAGUUCAGAAAAUUAACUGGCGUAACCGAAGAGCAUAGAGCUGCUGUGCACGCAUGCAUCGAGAAGAGACAUUUGAUCAAAAUAUUUGAUAUGACGAACACCUCAAAUAUGCCAAAUGAUAUGAGUGAUGUUAUCUUAAUGGCUCUGCAGGACGUGAAGCGGGAAAACAAGGACCUUAGUCAGCUGAAGCUUGCAUUAUACUGGAACAGAAUCGACACUGCCAGUGAUAUCAUGCAAAACAUAAGCAGAGAGAAUCUCAAAACCGUUUUCGAUGACAACGAGAUGAUAACAUCUGCUCUGGUGUUGGAUAGAUGUGACUUCAUGGAUAUCUUUCUCGUAAAAGGCAAGGACAUGGCAAGCUAUUUGACGAAGGAAAUGCUCCAAAAACUGUAUCUUGAGAUUCCAAGUGACGGUGUUCUGAGAACCAUUUUGUCGAAAGCUCGGAUAAUAACCGAUUUAGGAAAAGAUGUGAGUAUGAGAAAGUGUAAACGCCUACAAUUAUGGAUCACGAACA